CAUAAAAGCCAAGUGCAUGCUACCAGCAGCAGAUCAGAGCACUUUCUCAGUCCUCCUCUGUUUUGAGCCAGUGAUCUUCUCUCCUUGGAUCUUGUAUACUCAAGAAAGGGAAGAAAACGCUGAUUGUCAGAAUUCUUCAAAUUUGAUACUCAGCACUGUUAUGAUCUCUUCAUUACUGGAUGUUGAGUCUGGAUAUCAGAACCGGUAGGGUGAAGUGCUCUCCUAUUAAGCCAAGGGACCAACUUAAAAUCAAGAAAGUAACAACGGGCCUAACACAAUCAGGAAAUCUAGGUCUCUUAAAGUGAAAAGCAAACAACCUGUCCUUCUGCCCCUUCCUGAAAUCUAAAUGUGAUGGCCGGGCUGCUCUUCCCUGUGCAGCUGCUGGCAGUGGCUGUCACCAUCUACCUAGAGCUGGUGAGGUCUGCUCAAGGCGGCGUCUACUAUGGGAUCAAGCAGCUGCCACCCCAGAUGCCCCAGUACCAACCCCUUGGACAACAAGUACCUCACAUGCCGCUGGGCAAAGAAGGCAUCCCGAUGCAGCACAUGGGCAAGGAGGUGCCCCACAUGCAGUAUGGGAAGGAGUACCCCCACCUGCCUCAGUACAUGAAGGAGGUGCCGCAGAUGCCUCUGCUUGGCAAGGACAUGGCUCCCAAGAAAGAGAAAGAAAUGCCCGUGCGCAGUCUGAGGGGUGAACAAGGUCCCCCUGGUGAGCCUGGACCAAGAGGGCCACCGGGGCCACCAGGAUUACCAGGUCAUGGUGUGCCGGGAGCCAAAGGAAAACCGGGCCCACAAGGAUAUCCAGGAAUUGGGAAGCCGGGUUUGCCAGGGAUGCCGGGGAAACCAGGGGUGAUGGGGCCCCCGGGGCCAAGAGGGGAGAUGGGGCCGAAGGGGGAGGUUGGGCCCAUGGGGAUACCUGGCCCGCAAGGACCGCCAGGGCCUCACGGGCUUCCUGGCAUAGGGAAGGCAGGUGCUCCGGGGCUGCAAGGGCAGCCGGGCCCCAAGGGCGAGCCUGGGAUGAAGGGGCCCCCGGGAGCCCCCGGGAUCCCAGGGCCAAAAGGGGAGAAGGGCGUUGGGAUCCCGGGUUUGCCGGGGCUGAAGGGUCCGCCUGGGCUGCCUGGCCCCCCCGGCCCCGUGGGGCUGCCAGGGGUCGGCAAACCAGGCAUGGUCGGCUUCCCCGGCCCGCAGGGACCCCUGGGCAAACCCGGGCCCCCAGGAGAGCUGGGGCUACAGGGACCCCCGGGUGUCCCCGGGAUCCAGGGCCCUCCCGGUGUGCCCGGAGUGGGCAAACCCGGCCAGGACGGCGUCCCUGGCCAGCCGGGUUUCCCGGGUGGCAAAGGGGAGCAAGGCUUGCCAGGCCUGCCCGGGCCUCCUGGCCUCCCCGGCGUCGGGAAGCCAGGCUUCCCUGGGCCCAAGGGUGAGCGUGGUGUGGGAGGCCUGCCCGGGCCCCUGGGGCCAAAGGGGGAGAAGGGGCACGCGGGGCCACCUGGCAUGGGGGGGCCACCAGGGGAGCCAGGCCAGCCAGGCCUGCCAGGCAUCAUGGGCCCGCCAGGGGCCGCCGGCUUCCCGGGACCCAAAGGAGAAGGCGGCGCCGUGGGAGACAGGGGCCCCUCGGGCAUCCCGGGCAUCGCAGGACCCAGCGGUCCCAUUGGUCCCCCAGGGCUGCCAGGGGCAAAGGGUGAGCCCGGCCUGCCCGGCCCCCCCGGCUUCCCUGGCGUGGGCAAACCCGGCGCCGCGGGACUGCAGGGACCCCCAGGGAAGCCCGGAGCACUUGGUCCCCCUGGUCAGCCGGGACUCCAGGGGCCGCCCGGCCCCCCCGGCCCCCCAGGUCCCCCCAUGAUAAUCCCACCCACUCCGCCGGCCGUGGGACAGUACCUGCCCGAGGUGGGGCCAGGGAUAGAGGGCAUCAAGCCCCCCUACGGCUACAUGGGCAAGAAGGGCAAGGCCGGCGGCAUCGUCUACGAGAUGCCGGCGUUCACGGCGGAGCUGCUCACCCCCUUCCCCCGGGUCGGGGUGCCCGUGAAGUUCGACAAGCUCCUCUACAAUGGCCGGCAGAACUACAACCCCCAGACGGGGAUCUUCACCUGCGAGAUCCCCGGCGUCUACUACUUCGCCUACCACGUCCACUGUAAAGGGGCCAGCGUCUGGGUGGCGUUGUUCAAGAACAACGAACCGCUGAUGUACACCUAUGACGAGUACAAGAAGGGCUUCCUGGACCAGGCUUCGGGCAGCGCCGUUGUCCAGCUGAAGCACGGAGACAAGGUUUACGUUCAGAUGCCCUCUGAGCAGGCGGCAGGACUCUACGCUGGGCAGUACGUUCAUUCGUCUUUUUCUGGAUAUUUAUUGUAUCCCAUGUAAAACAAACACCAGAUACACACACAAAAUCAAAACCUUUCUUCUCUGCUUCAAACUUUUAUACCGUGAAAGAUGCAUUUUAUGACCGUUUUGGACCAUCUUGUACAAAAAAAAAAACCAAACAAAGUUUAACAUUAUGCACAGCUAGUUAUAAAAAAACAAAGUGUGGUGAACAUAUCUAAA
This is a messenger RNA of Athene cunicularia (burrowing owl), 2535 nucleotides long. It is a transcript of the gene COL8A1, whose product is annotated as collagen type VIII alpha 1 chain. Lineage: Eukaryota; Metazoa; Chordata; Aves; Strigiformes; Strigidae. Gene Ontology annotation, molecular function: protein binding. Bases 352 to 2355 code for a protein of 667 amino acids. The record is from RefSeq and is a predicted model, not a curated record. The transcript is spliced from 6 exons.